AUGAUUGCAUUACGUUACGACGAAGUGCUGACAAUCUCGGAGAAGGUAGUGGUGCGAGUGCACGACCUAGUUACGUGGUUGUCGCCUUCGCUACAGUGGUCAUGGGGCCGCGAAGUACAACUGCCGCCGACGCCGUCAUCGUCACCAGACUCGUCGCCACAUCCGCAGACCUUGUCAGAUCCGGGUCUCGACUUCACGGACGUGGAGCGGCUUCAAAAGGAUCUGGAAGCUCUGUCGACGCGGCGAAACGAGUAUCAGAUCAACAACAACAGCAGCGAAGGCACCAAAGUCGUCGUACUUUCGUAUCCAAGGUACUGCCGUUAUCGAGCGCUUAUGCGUCGACUCGAGGGUUCGGAACCAAAAUGGUUGGCUUCCUCCGCUGUCGCGGCACUUGGUGGCUUCGCCGCUCUGCCCGGCACGAGGGUGCUCUUCUGUAGGGACACCUUCGACUAUCCGGACCUGGAAACGCAUGAAUUACUGUGCAAUCACUUAGCACCAAAACUGAAAGGGCGACCUCGGAGAAAGCGCAAAAAGCGCAGUGUAUCACCGGGCGAAUCGAGCAACGAGAGCGAAGCAUCGGUGGCCUCGUCAGCGGCAGCAUCAACUUCCAAAGGCUCGUCGUCGUCGUCCGGACAGUCGAGUUUGUGUAAUUCGACAGGUACACCUGGACGACCGAGUGCCGCUGUUAUCGCUGCUGCGGCUGCCAAACGCGUUGAUCGCAAACCAAGCGCCGAGGAGAAAAAGUUUCUUGGUGACGUGCACACAUUCAUGUCUUCGCGCAACACGCCGCUCGGCAAGAUGCCUCUUCUUGGUUACAGACAAAUCGAUCUAUACUUGUUCUACAGUAAAGUACAGGAUCUAGGCGGUUAUGAUAGAGUCAGUGAAAAUCGUUUGUGGAAGGUAAUCUACGACGAGAUGGGUGGUAACACCGGUUCGACGAGUGCUGCGACGAUAACAAGAAGGCACUACGAAAGGCUGUUAUUACCAUACGAAAGAUUUGAGAAGGGAGAAGAUAUUAAAAUAAAAGCAAGCCUUGCUGGCAGGCGGAUCAAGACGCCGAGUAUAUCGGACGCUUCGGAAGACUCGGUCGAAGUCAAACGGGAAAAUGAAAGUCCACCACCUUCUCAAACACCGCCACUUUCGAUUGACAUACCUACUUCGGCAACGAUUACACCUCCCCCUAUGCAGUCUAUAACGUCAACUUCGCCAUUCCUACCCGGAGACAAACCUCGAAGCGAGAGCGGCAAGACGUCGUCGUUGCGUAGCGUGCGGGUGAAGCCUGAGCGUUUAAAGUCACUCAAUACGAUAAUAGCGACCAGCAACUCAACCUCUGUCAGCCAGCAACAACUGCCUAAUUCGCCAACCUCCCUGCUCUCGACGUCUAUUACCACCUCGUCGUCCACGGCAUCAUCGCCAACGAAUACACCGCCAACCUCGACCACGCCAACGAAUGGCAGUGUGCUCGAGAGACAGCUGAACAAUCCUGUCUUGUCUCAACAGGUACCGCCAUCGUGUUCGCCACUAGGACUGCCCGUAAGCGCAGCGAAUGCCACGGCGGUGGUAACGCUAACACCACCCCCAGAGAAGGAUAUGAAAGAGAUCAAACUUGACCCUAAACAAACAAAUUUACUCGCUCAAGGCAAGGAGAACAUUCCUCUGUUCGAAGAGAAGAGUCCUAUAUUCGUAGAUAAGCCACGUUCGCCCGAAGUGAUUGACCUCGAGACCGACAACGAGCCUGGCACCAGGGACAACAAGCUUAUCAUUCCUAUUCCUAGCUUCAAAAAGCGAAAACUUGAGAUAUUGCGUGAGGGUGGCUUAGAAGUUACUCCUGUAGAAUUAGAUGCUCGACCAAGCGUUAUUCAGCCAACGACGACAGUGAACACGGCGGUUCCCGCUUUGGUCAAUUCCGCAGUACCGGCAUCGACGUCACCGCCAUUGAAUGCGGUUCCUCCGAUAGCUGGCACAGCAUCGCCAAUAAAACUCGACCUUAAAGCACCUACGAGUCCCUACAGUUUGCCAUCGCCGGCAGUUAUACCGAAGUUAAUAAAUGUAACUGUCAUGCCGGACAUUGGUCACAUGCUGCCACGCUCUGAAGAGAAUAGAACUCCAACAAAACAGCAACGGUUAACUCCAACCAGUCAAAACAGCAAUGGCGCGCCACCAAAUCAGACCCCAACGGCAAACAGUCGUGUUAUUAACCUUGGCAAUUCUAAUGCUUCACUACUACAACUUUACGCAAAUGCAAACGUUCCAAUACCACAGUCACUGAACACAACGCUUGGCCAAGUUAAUCAUCGAUUUGUGCAACCAUCACUGCCGAAUGGCAGACCUCUGAUUCCAAAAGUCACUCAGUCCAGGUCAAUCUUUGGUAACAGUAGUUGCGAAAAAACUGUCUAUGGCAAUCCAAAGGACAUUCUUGCAGCACCCAAAUACAUGCCUCCUAUGCCUCCACAGCCACAUACACCGAGAAGUCCUAGUAUGCUUUCUGUUCCUGGUGUACAAUGUGGGACGAGUACUUGUAAUAGUGAGCCUCCUGCAGGUGGUAUUCUUGAUCUCACAGCGAAACCAACGAAUGACAGAUCAGGCUACGGACGACCGAACCUCGAAAUUGUAAGGGUACCCGUAGUACCACGUCCAACUCCCUUGAAUCUCGAGACCCGAAACUUCGAGGCUCACCAUCGCAGUGUCAUCAACGUUCCGACAAAUCUAAGCAAAGAUAUGAAUAGCAGCAAGCCACCUGACAUGUCAGCUCAGGCGCGUAACAAAAGUCAGUUCGUAACCGGUAGUGUGCCACCGAAUUCUGUCGGGUAUACGAAUGUAUUGGACAAUCGCACGAUGGCUACGAACAACUUGGAGAUUACGCUUGUUAGUCCAAAGAAAUCCUCUGGUGGCGUCGUUGGUGUACCACAGCUCAGUCCUCCUACUAGAAAUAAUACGCAACCGCCACCAGCAGUACCUGUACAAAGGAGGCCACCUCCUCCAUCGCCUCAGCAUCACCUCAACGGUAAAUUUCCGUCAAGAAUGCCACCAGAGCCCAUUUCUCCUUAUACGCCGAGAAAACCAACAGUUUCGAGUGGUGUGCCGAGUGUUGUCAGUAAUCACCAUCCAGUGAUACCGAACGUACCAAAUCUUAGCCAUUUGAACUCGAGUCCUGUUUCGAGUUUUGCAAAGGCACCAAUGCCUAAUUAUCAGUACUCGGCGAUGGAAAAACGAAAGACGACUGAGGCAACAGGUAGUCAGCAUAAGGAGAUGCGCAGGAUAAGUGAGAGUGACAGAAUGUCGAUGCAGCAGCAUCUUGAUAGGUUGGAGUCUGGAUCAUCGUCGAAGCAAUCGAGGGAAUCGGAAUCGUUAAGAAGACACAGUGUUCCGAGUUUACCAGCUAAUUAUAUGCCGUCGAUCCCGCCCAACAGUCCAGCUUUUCUGGCACAUCAGUUAGCUGCUGCGGGUAACUCACCGUCAGCAGCAGCAGCCGCGGCCGCGGCAGGCAAAUUUUUGCCGAUCCUUGACCCCAUAUACUAUCCGGCGUUCUAUAACGGCCUGUUCCCAGGGCCAAUGGCGCCACCAGGGGCACCAGCUCCACCUUUCCUGCCUCCAGAGUUCAGCGCCUACUACAAGGAGUUGCUAGCUCUGCAUCCAGCAGCUGCCACGGCUCAGCAGACGAGGCUUGCCAUGGCUGCUGGCCAACAGCAUCAACCUGCUGCGCCAACCUCCAAGUAGACGAACAGCAAAGCUGCGAUUUCAAUGCGUUAGCUGUUUACGAUUAGCGACUUUUUGUUUAAUUAUUUACACUUUUGUUGUGAAUACCCGAAGGCAAGUGUACCUUGAGGCUGCAGUAUGCUCCUUAACUCCGUUGUUUCACGUGACUGAAUGUUUUAUUUUGAAAGUAUUCGGAGAGACAAUGAUUGUUCUUCCUUCUUUUGUAAGUUAAGUUUUUUUUUAACAAAAAAUUUUUCUUCUGAUUAGAUUCUGUUAGCGUUUAUUUUAGUUUAGUUCACGAUUGCUUGGUGCAUUGUUCUUGUAAAAAUCAGAAAUUCAAAAUAUCUAUUAUAGAUAAAUGAAGAUUUAAUAUUUGAUAUUUAGUACUUUUAUUCGUCAAAAAGUACGUAAUAAAUAAUAAAAUUGAAAUUAUUAUUAUAACGUUUUAAAAAAGCGUUAAAAAUGUUAUUUGAAAGACAAGCAAUUGCAAAUCAUUUUUUUUUUAUUUUUAGAUUUUUAAUAAUGCUACAAUGCAGACAAGAAAUUUAUCUUUGAAAGAAAUUUUUUUCAAUGUUAUUGGUACAAACUGUAUAAUUAUCUUAAAUCGUCAUUUAAAAAGCCAAUCUAUAGGCAUGUUAAGUUAUAAAAAUAUUACAUAGGAACCUUUUUUAUUUGUUUGAUUAAACUUUAGAAAAAAAACAAGUUUGAUAUACAGUAAAUUUUUUACGCUGAAACCUCUUGUUCAAGGAUGCGAGGAUAAUUUCGAUACGCAAUUAAUGGCUAAUCGUACUUCAAGCGCAUUUUCCUUCCAACUCGUUCUAUGUGCGCAAUGUGAUAAUAUUGUGUAUUUGUAAAAUGCGAGAUAAUUACGGGAACGUCGAGUAUUAAAAGAUAAAAAAAGGCGUACACUUACGUGAGAUAAUAAUUUUUAUCAUUAUAAAACUCGCACAAGAUCCCGUAAACCUCGCUCUAUAAGUUAGCCAAUUUUCAUCUACGACAAUGAUAGUUACUAAAGUUAUAGCCGACUCUAAUACGUGCAUUAGUCGUAGUUAAUCGUAAGAUAAAACUUGGUAAAUGCUUUUUUUGGG
Molecule: messenger RNA, 4784 nt
Organism: Phymastichus coffea
Lineage: Eukaryota; Metazoa; Arthropoda; Insecta; Hymenoptera; Eulophidae
Product: AT-rich interactive domain-containing protein 5B-like
Exons: 11
Coding region: 1-3717 (1238 amino acids)
Biological process (GO): regulation of transcription by RNA polymerase II
Cellular component (GO): nucleus
Molecular function (GO): transcription cis-regulatory region binding
Source: RefSeq, a predicted model, not a curated record